AGACGUUGGACUACUGCUUUCUACCAAAAAGCUGUUGCUGAAGAAUAUAUUGGUGCUAUUCUUGGUCGUCCUUUACCAGCCUAUCAAAACUAUAAUCCAAAUCUUACACCAGGAGUUGAUACAUUCUUUUCAACUGUUACAUUUCGAUACGGCCAUAGUGAAUUAAGCGAUUUUUACCGAAUUCAAGAUGAAUACGGAGAUACUUCAUAUAAUUUAGGUUUGAACGAUAUUAGUAACCAAACGCUUUUAGAAAACCUUGGUUUAGAAAGAGUACUUUGGUCUAUGGUUCUUCAACGACAGGAAGAAAUUGAUAGUUUUUUAGCAAAUUCAACUAAAAAAGUUAUUAAUUUUGAAGAUACUCUUGAUCUAGCAGCUAUCGAUAUUAUAAGGAGUAGGGAUCGUGGCAUUCCUUUGUAUAAUGAGGCUCGACAAUAUUUUGGAUUUCCUAAAGCUCAAUCAUUUGCUGACAUUUCCACAAACCCUAUUGUUCAACAAAAUUUGGCUAAAAUCUAUCCAGAUGUUGAUGCUGUAGAAGCAUUUGUUGGUGCGUUGAGUGAAAAUCAUUUAAAUGGUUCAAAUUUUGGCAUGGUUUUUAAUGCAAGCAUAGUGACGCAGUAUACAUAUAUUAGGGAUUCUGAUAAGUUUUGGUUCGAAAAGCCUGAUAUGUUUACUUCUGAUGAACGAGCUAUCAUAAGAAAUACGACACUUCGAAAUAUCAUAACUCGUAACAUUAAUAGUAGUGUAAAUUUCCCACAAAAUCUUUGGUCAGUUCAGUCUCAAAAGUCACUUAGCAAUAAUGAUGAUAGUAAUUAUCCAACCAAGAUUAGCACUUGGAGUCAAUAUAUUGUGAGUUGUAGAGUUGAUUUGAAUUAUGUGUACUUCAAAGUUCAGCUUCAAACUUCUGAUGGCAAUGGUUGGUUUGGAAUGGGGUUUGAUCCAGUGGAUGAAGGAAUGAAAGGUGCUGAAUUUAUCAUUGGCAUUGUUUCCAAUGGAAAUGUAACAUUGGAAAAUUAUCAUGCCGAUGUGGGUGGUUACCAUCCUCCCAUUCGUGAUUCCGAUUCCGAUCAAGAUCCUACUAUUGUACCAAAGGUUUCUAUGUCUGAUAACAGUGCUGUGACCGUAGAGUUCAAAAGACUUCUUAAGCCGCCAG
Molecule: messenger RNA, 1150 nt
Organism: Racocetra persica
Lineage: Eukaryota; Fungi; Glomeromycota; Glomeromycetes; Diversisporales; Gigasporaceae
Source: the annotation of a GenBank genome assembly